AUGAGAUUAGUAUUAGUCAUUUUCAUUAUGUCACUUUUGGUCGCCAGCACCAUGGCCAAAAAGGAAAAGAAAAUAGAAAAGGAAGAUAUCCUCUUCUCUACUGAAUUUAGUUUUUAUGACUUUGGUACCUUUAUGGGUGGUGUUUUCCGUGGUAUUGAGGUUGGUGUCAACCCACAAAAUGCUUCAAAAUGUUUCAUCAGAGCCGAUGCUGUUGGAUCACACUUUGGUAAGGCAUUCCAAUUGUUAUCUAUUGGUUUCACCAAUGUCUCUGCUGAUGUCGUCAACCAAUCCAUUGAUGAGUUGGGUAACGGAUUCGAAGCCAUCUACCCAUUGCUCAAGGACUGUGGUUCAACCCAAAUCGUAAUUGACAUUGCCAAGAUCGUCCGUACCAUCAAGACCGGAGGUAUCACUGCUUUGGCCACCCAAGAAGGUUUGAAGAUCUUUGCCAAGAAGGGUGAAAUCUCAACUGAUUUGAGAGGUAUUACUGCUAACUUCCAAGCUGGUAACUAUGAUGCCUCUGGUGAAUCCUUGGUAGACCUACAAAAAGGUUUUCUCUUAAAUUUAAAUUAUUAUUACUCAUUUAAAGAAGAAUAA
Messenger RNA from Heterostelium album PN500, 594 nucleotides. RefSeq lists its product as uncharacterized. NCBI's taxonomy places the organism in Eukaryota, Evosea, Eumycetozoa, Acytosteliales, Acytosteliaceae. The record is from RefSeq and is a predicted model, not a curated record. Bases 1 to 594 code for a protein of 197 amino acids. The transcript is spliced from 5 exons.